Hylaeus volcanicus is the source of this 3153-nucleotide messenger RNA. RefSeq lists its product as uncharacterized. Lineage: Eukaryota; Metazoa; Arthropoda; Insecta; Hymenoptera; Colletidae. The transcript has a single exon. The coding region runs from base 2107 to 2802 and encodes 231 amino acids. The record is from RefSeq and is a predicted model, not a curated record.
UGUAUUAUUAGAAUUAUUCAAUUUUGAAUAUAUAAUCAUUUGUUAACCUUAAAAGGUCUGUUAAAUCGUUAUUAAACCUUCACCAUUGGAAUAAGCAAUCCUAACCAGUGUAACGACCCCACAACAUAAUAACUUUACUGCUCGAGUUAUUAUUUGUUUAGAAUUAAUAGUUGCGAGGCUUUAUUCACGACGCGUAUUAUAUUCCAACGAUACGAUUCAAUCCUUACCUAACCUUCCCAACGGUUACCCUUUACUGCGAGAUACUGAUCCUACGGUUACCCUUAAUUGGGAGAUACCAAUUCCCAGCAGCUAUCUGGUUUCGCGUCAGAGUCGUCUGCGAUUUCUACUCCAUCUCAAUCUUUGGAUCCAUUGAAAUAAACAGGACUAAUCGUAUCUUCUUCGAUUCUUGAAUUCAACCCAAUCACAGGGGUCACACGCGCGUCGCUAUCGCCCUGGCUCGUAACAAGCCAAAGAAGCUAGCCAAAUGGAAAGCGAUGAUACUUACAAGAUUCCUUUUACGGAUCUUAAGGAAAGAUUUAAGGAAGAUAUGUGGAUAGGAACAAACAAGGUCAUAGAAAAUAGCCUAAUAUCCAAGGGUAGAGCCUACUUCAAUUACUAUCAUGAACCAAGGAAAAAACCAUGAUUCUAUAAGCUAGACUUAUCAAGAGAAAUGAUAGUGAGAUUUACGAGACUUAGGAGCGGACACUAUAAUACCAAAGAAAACCUAACAGGUAUUGGGUAUAUCGACGACCCAAGUUGUGAAUGUUUGUACCCAAGCCAAAGUGUCAACCAUCUACUAUGGGAUUGUCCAUUGUAUUAUAAGCAGAGAGAGGAGAUGUUGAGGAAAUUAAAAGAUUUGAAAUGGGCUCCCCCCUAUAAUAUAAGUAUAUUCCUUAAAAGUCUUAAUAUCAGUGCACUUGGAAUAAUUAAUGACUUUUGUAAUAAGUGUGAUAUUAAGUUGUAAGAAAUGACAAAAAGGUUGAGAUUAGUUAUAGACAAUCUAGGACAUAAGUUUUAUAUCUUUAAUUUGUAAGCCAACAUGUAUCUAUGGGCCAAUAAUGGCCUAAAAUGAUUUUAAUAAAAAAAAAAAAAAUGUAUAGUUUCUUCUCAACAACAUGUACUGUAUACUUCUUCCUUGAGGGAUUCUGAAUCAAUGCUCAGCGUAGUAAGUAGUAGUAUUCUGUUCCGCGCUCCGUAUUACGUUUGUGCAGUGCGGUCACACUUCACCAUCGCACGUGCGUAUACAAAUAGAAGCUAGGUUGGGGGACCCUCGGCGCCGCUGCGGCGCCUCGUUGAGUUGAUCCGCGCUAUCAAGAAUUUGGAAAACUUUAACAAUUUUUUACGCGAAAAUGGUUCUCCGGCAUGUGGCUCCUUUGAAGCUUUUUACGUACUCCUCGAGUAGAAUUGUUUAAAAUUCAAAAAAACUUUGACCUUAAAUUUCGAGGUCAUAAUGGAUUUUGCGGACGGAUUUUUUGGCAAAUGUCCACCGAUCCAGAUGUGUACAAUAACUCCUGAAAGUGGUGACCAAUAAUUUUUAUAUACACCCUGUACACCCUGAUUUCAUUUAUAAAAAUAAAGAAGUUUAAUACAAAUUACUUUUUGAGUUGAUACUAAUUGAAUAUAAAAACUGAUACCUACAUAUCCUGAAAAAUCCAUUAUUAAUGUUUCCUAUUUCCCAUAAAUAUUUUAACAGAAACGUUUAAAAAAUAUUCGGAUAAUGUGAAAUUUAUGUUUAGAAGAUGCGUAUUGAAUAUUCGGGCAAUGUUGAAUAAAUCUUGAAAAUUAAGAGAUUCAAAAAAAAAUUAUAUCAAAUUUUAUAUUGUGUUUCAUUUCUUCAUAGAUUUUACUUUUAUUACUUUAUUUCUUGUGAUUGGAUUCAAUUAAAACAAGUUAUUUUAAUUUUUUUUACCUCGGUGGGAAUUUGAAUAUCAGAUGAAUAUAUAUUUUAUAUUCGUAAAAAAAUAUUUUGUUAUGAAUAUCAAAUAAAUAUGUAUUUGAUAUUAGGAGGGGGGAGAGGAAGAAGAGACAAGGAGGUCGAAGGACAAGAAGAUAAAUAGUGAGGGAAGGAGACUAUGCCAAUUUCUGGGAGAGCUAUGAUGGGGGAUAAUGAACGGAGAUGUGACAGGGGAUGAAGAGGGCGAAUUCACGUAUACAGGGAAUGGAGAGUCAGUGAUAGAUUAUGUGCUAGGAAAUGAAGAAACGAGAGUAAGAACGGUAAGGUUGGUAGUAGAGGAGAAAGUGGAAUCGGACCACCAACCAGUGGUAGUAUGGAUAGAGGGAGGAAAAGGGGAAGAUGGGAAAAGAUGGAGAAGGAAGAAAGGGGGGAAAGGGAAAAAGGGGUGGUGGAUAGAAGACAGAAGGAAGGAAUUUGGGGAAGGGUUUGUAGGGCAAGAAGGAAGGGGAAAAGAGGUAGAAGAGGUGUGGGGAGAAUUAAAAAGGGAGGUAUUACAGGUGUUAGAAAAGAUGGAGAAGAACUAUAAUAGGAAGGAAGGAAGAGAUGCGUGGGAUGAGGAAUGGAAGAAGAAAAAGAAUAUAGCGGAAGAGGAAUUGAAAAAAUGGAAAAGGGAAGGAGGAAGUGGGGAAAGCUUUAGGAAGGCAAGAGGCGAGUUAGGUAAAAUGAGUAGAGAAAAGAAGAGUAGAGAAAAAGAGUGGUGGGAGAAGGAGAUAGAGGGGAUAAGAACAGAGGGAGAGGUAUGGAAGAUUGUCAAUAGGGGAAGAAAGCGGAGGAAAGGAGUGAAUACAGAAAUAGAGAUUGAGGCUUGGGACGAAUAUUUUAGAGAGAGGAGAGAGGAGGGAGGAUGAAGAGGAGGAAGUAAGUAGAGAGGAAGUUUGGGCGGUAGUAAAAAAGUUAAAAGAGGGGAAAGCAACAGGAGGUGACGGAAUCCCAAACGAAGUAUGGAAGUAUGGAGGGGAAGUAGUAAGGGCAAGAUUAUGGGAAAUCUGUAACUGGGUGUGGAGAGGGAAAGGCUGGCCACAAGACUAGUCGGAAGGAGUGGUAGUGCCAGUGUUAAAGAAAGGAGAUGGGACAAGAGUGAAGGAGUACAGAGGGGUGACGCUUACGCAGACGGCGUACAAGGUGUAUGCGGGGGUGUUGGCGGAGAGGCUAAGGAAAGAGAUAGAGGGAAGAGGGAUUCUACCACCGAAUCAGACAGG